Impatiens glandulifera is the source of this 1626-nucleotide messenger RNA. RefSeq names its product serine/threonine-protein kinase PBL34-like. The transcript has 5 exons. Gene Ontology annotation, molecular function: ATP binding; protein kinase activity. The coding region runs from base 142 to 1425 and encodes 427 amino acids. The record is from RefSeq and is a predicted model, not a curated record. Gene Ontology annotation, biological process: protein phosphorylation. NCBI's taxonomy places the organism in Eukaryota, Viridiplantae, Streptophyta, Magnoliopsida, Ericales, Balsaminaceae.
UUUUGUAAACAUUGCGAUGAUGAUGAUGCUGCUGUUGUUGAUGAUGCCUAUAAUCUCCUCCCCACAGCAAAAAACCAAAUAAUUUAUCUUUUUCUCGAUCUCCAAGACUCCAAUUUUCAAAACUCUUGAGAACAGAACAGUAUGGAGAAGAGAUGUGGGUGUUGGUCAGUGUUCAGGUGCGGUUUCAGAAGGAACUGUAAAUCUUCUCCAAACAAAGACUCUGCGAAUCCCAUCCCCAGAACAAGUCUUGUUUAUGAUGCAGGUAUAGAGACAAGAUACCUAAAUGCAAGUAACAGGGAGAUGUGUGUUCCUGGUGAAACUAAUAAUAGUUCUUCUGAUAACACCAAUAAUAUUCCAGAGCAAGUGGGAAGCAGAGCUCCUUGCAAGCUUCUCGAGUUUACUUAUCAGGAGCUCAAAUCUGCAACUGGGAAUUUCAGACCCGAUAGCAUUCUUGGGGAGGGUGGUUUUGGGUAUGUAUUCAAAGGUUGGAUUGAUGAAAAUGGGACUGGUCCUGCAAAGCCUGGUUCGGGGAUCACAGUUGCUGUUAAGAGCUUGAAGCCUGAUGGCCUUCAAGGUCAUAGAGAAUGGGUGGCUGAAGUUGACUUCCUUGGACAGCUCCAUCAUCCUAAUCUUGUGAAACUCAUUGGGUACUGCAUUGAGGAUGAUCAACGGCUACUUGUCUAUGAAUUCAUGACUCGUGGAAGUCUUGAAAACCAUCUUUUCAGAAGAAGUAUACCACUAUCUUGGUUCAACAGGAUGAAAAUUGCACUUGGUGCAGCAAAAGGCUUAGCAUUUCUUCAUGGAGGUCCUGAACCUGUUAUUUACAGAGACUUCAAGACAUCAAACAUUUUGCUUGAUUCUGAAUAUAAUGCAAAGCUGUCCGACUUCGGUCUUGCAAAAGCUGGACCUCAGGGUGACAAUACACACGUCUCCACUAGGAUUGUCGGGACAUAUGGUUACGCUGCUCCAGAAUAUGUAAUGACAGGUCACUUGACUUCAAAGAGCGAUGUCUACAGCUUCGGGGUUGUGCUUCUUGAGAUUCUAACCGGAAAAAGAUCUAUGGAUAAAAAACGUCCUAGUGGGGAGCAAAAUCUUGUGACUUGGGCUAAGCCACAACUUACUGAUAAAAGAAGAAUCUAUCAAAUAGUAGACCCUCGGUUAGAGCUACAUUACUCACUUAAAGGAUCUCAGAAAGUUGCUCAGCUGGCUCUCAGCUGCCUCAGCCGCGACUUAAAGUCGCGCCCUUCCAUGGAGGAAGUUGUGAAGGUUCUUACUUCAGUCCUAGACCUCAAUGACUUUGCCAUCUCGUCCUAUCACUCUCGACAGGCUCAUCAGACUAUUAGGCGCAAGAAGAAACCCAACUAUAAUAAUCAAGCCAGGACAAUUCGUGAUUCUCCAGUCACUGCCAAGCAGCAUUGUCGAUAAUCAAGAUCCCAAAACUUGUUACAAGUUUGCUUACUAUAUAUAUAUGUGUAUAUUUGGUUUGAGUGUGAAGAAGAUUGGUAUUUGGAGUAACAUUGUGACUAACUAUAGACGAGGAGGAUGAUCUGCUCAGUCUUUUACAAUUUGUCCAAGAUGAUUGUGGAUAUUAAUUUUCACAUUAUUAUGAAAACAUGCAUUUUGUGA